Molecule: messenger RNA, 848 nt
Organism: Hibiscus syriacus
Lineage: Eukaryota; Viridiplantae; Streptophyta; Magnoliopsida; Malvales; Malvaceae
Exons: 4
Coding region: 1-705 (234 amino acids)
Cellular component (GO): chloroplast thylakoid
Source: RefSeq, a predicted model, not a curated record
AUGCAAAAUACAUCUUGGAUCCCUUCUUUUCCUACAGCUUCGUUGUCAUACAGUUUCCUCUUUCUUAACUCUCUGCCCGGCUCUCCUGGAAGACAGAGAUGCUCUUGCUGUAAAUGGAGAGUUUGGGAUUCUGGAGGGAAGAAGUGUUGCACUUAUACACCCCAUUGUCAUGGCCUCAUGGGUGGUCUGUUCUUUUACACUUUGUGGGCUGGCUACUUGGGUUGGCAAUGGAGGCGAGUCAGGACCAUCCAAAAUGAGAUUAAUGAGCUCAAGAAACAAGAGAAGCCCGCUGCUGUUACCCCAGAAGGGAAACCAGUGGAAGCAGCCCCGUCUCCCGUGGAACUCGAAAUUCAGAAGUUCACUGAGGAGAGGAAGGAGUUGGUGAAAGGGUCUUACAGGGAUAGACACUUCAAUGCUGGAUCAAUACUGCUAGGUUUUGGGGUUCUUGAGUCUGUUGGUGGAGGUCUCAACACAUGGUUUAGGACAGGAAAGCUUUUCCCAGGUCCCCAUUUGUUUGCUGGAGCAGCUAUUACGGUGCUAUGGGCCUCAGCUGCAGCGUUAGUACCUGCAAUGCAGAAAGGGAGCGAGACUGCAAGGAGUCUUCACAUUGCCUCGAAUGCAGUUAAUGUUAUUCUUUUUAUCUGGCAAAUCCCCACAGGUAUAGAAAUAGUUCUCAAAGUUUUCGAGUUCACUAAAUGGCCUUGAUCUUGUCUGGUACUGUGUUUAUUUUCUCUGCUUAGGAGUUUGUAUCAUCAAAAACUCGCCCAUCAAGCAUAUAAUGAAUACGUCAGAGCAGUUAUGAUUCUUGCGCUUCAAUCUUUAAUACGAAACCAAUAAAUUGUGCUUCA